Messenger RNA from Nannospalax galili (Upper Galilee mountains blind mole rat), 4599 nucleotides. RefSeq names its product 24-hydroxycholesterol 7-alpha-hydroxylase. Gene Ontology annotation, biological process: cholesterol homeostasis; bile acid biosynthetic process. Gene Ontology annotation, molecular function: steroid hydroxylase activity; iron ion binding; heme binding. NCBI's taxonomy places the organism in Eukaryota, Metazoa, Chordata, Mammalia, Rodentia, Spalacidae. The record is from RefSeq and is a predicted model, not a curated record. The transcript has 12 exons. Bases 182 to 1597 code for a protein of 471 amino acids.
AGGGCACAAUGCAAAAAUCACUUAAAAAUUGGGGCGGGGCAAAGAGCUGUUACGCAAAAGAACUGCUUGCAAAAGUUUCAGCAAAAAGUUUGGGAGACGUGGUGCGUUUUCCUCAUUCCACAGGGGAGGAGUUAAUGCUGGAGCAGGACGAUUUUUUUUCAAACUUCUCUAAAUCUGGAAGAUGGAAGACAUGGAAUUAUUUUCACCAAUAGCAGUUGCAGUCCUGGGAGGCUGUACUAUUUUCUUAUUCCUUCAAUGGAAGGGGUUGCGUAGACCCCCGUGCAUUCAGUGCUGGAUUCCUUGGAUAGGAGCCGGAUUUGACUUUGGGAAAGCCCCUCUAGAAUUUAUAGAAAAAGCAAGAAUCAAGUGCGGACCAGUAUUUACCAUUUGUGCUAUGGGAAAACGGAUGACCUUUGUUACUGAAGAAGAGGGAAUUGACACGUUUCUAAAAUCUAAGAAUGUAGAUUUUGAACAAGCUGUGCAAGAUCCCGUCUAUCAUACAGCAUGGAUUCCAAAGAAUAUCUUUUUUACUCUGCAUGAAAAACUGUAUGUUAUAAUGAAAGGGAAGCUGGGGAUGGCCAACAUUCAUCAAUUUACGGAGCAGCUGGUUGAAGAGUUCCACGAACAAUUGGAAAACUUAGGCAGUCAUGGAACAACGGACUUGAAUGACUUAGUAAGGUAUGUUCUUUAUCCAGUCACAAUCAAUACUCUCUUUAAGAAAGGCUUGUUUUUCACAAAUGAGAAGAAAGUCAAGGAGUUCUACCAGCAUUUUAAAACUUACGACGAGGGUUUUGAGUAUGGAUCCCAACUGCCGGAAUGGUUCUUGAGAAACUGGUCAAAAUCCAAAAGGUGGCUUCUAGCACUGUUUCAGACAAAUGUUCAGGAAAUAAAAACACAUAAAUCUGCAAAGGGUAAUUCUAGGACACUAAUACAGGCUGUGCUGGAUAUUGUAGAGAUGGAAACACAUGAACACAGUCCAAAUUAUGGGCUCGCAAUGCUUUGGGCUUCUCUGGCUAAUGCUGCUCCUAUCACAUUCUGGACACUUGCAUUUAUCCUAUCUCACCCUGAUAUCCACAAGACUAUUCUAGAACGUAUAUCUUCUGUGUUUGGCACAGCAGGUAAAGAUAAGAUGAAAGUAUCUGAGGAGGACUUGAAGCAGCUCCUUUUAAUUAAGUGGUGUAUUCUGGAAGCCAUCCGCUUACGAGCCCCUGGUGUCAUUACAAGAAAAGUAGUGAAGCCAGUUACAAUUUUGAAUUACACGGUUCCUUCUGGCGACCUGUUGAUGCUGUCUCCAUUUUGGCUACAUAGAAAUCCAAAGUAUUUUUCUGAACCUGAGUUGUUCAAACCUGAACGCUGGGAAAAGGCAAAUUUAGAGAAGCAUGCUUUCUUGGAUUGCUUCAUGGCAUUUGGAGGCGGGAAGUUCCAGUGUCCUGGGAGGUGGUUUGCUCUGGCAGAGAUUCAAAUAUGUAUUGUUUUAAUACUUUAUAAAUAUGAAUGCAGUCUUCUGGACCCAUUACCGAAGCAGAGUUGUCUCCAUUUGGUGGGUGUCCCCCAGCCGGAAGGGCAAUGCCGAAUUGAAUACAAAAAAAGGACAUGAUAUCUUCUGGCACUCAAGAGGACUAGAACCUUCUAGAAAAGUGACAUUACCCAUCCAGUAUCCUGGCAGCACACUGACCUGAAGCUAUCCACAUGGCACACGUGUUUGGUAAUUUGAAGACCAAGCAUCUUGUAUCACUCUAAAUAAUCGAGAGAAACCCCAAUUCAUGGUUUAGAGUAGUAUUUAAAUGAUUUAUAUAAAAAAACAUUUUUAAGAAGUUGGAAUUUGGUCUCAUACAUAGUUAUAAUAAAACUCCAAACAAAAAUGCCAUUUGAAUGGAAAUAUUGGUACAUUGAAUUCACUGUGAAUGUAAAUUUCUGCUUUGAAAAGACUGAGGAUUGGGACGUUGAAAAAUCAAGUAAUGAUUCCUAGAACUAGUCCAUUUAAAAAUAUGAUUCUUAGAAUUCUUAGGUUCAUUAAUGUCAAUUAUUGUAGACAUAUCUAGGGGUAAGAAUUAUGAAUAAAAUGGUAGUUUCUUUUUUUAAGACCUGUGAGGACAGGGUCUUGUACUAUAUUCAUUUCUACAUUACAUUAAGCCCAGAGCAGCAUCUUUUCUGUAAGGAAUAGCUAAUCAAUAUAAGUUGACUUGGGUAUUGAUUUGUAUUUUAAUUAAAGCAAAAUAACUCUUUUGAUUCAAAGUGUUUUAAUUAUGAUUUGACAGAGACAAUAUUUUUGCUAAUGUGCAAAAAUACCCAUCUAAUGCUGUGCCAAGAUAAGUAACUGUACUUGAACCUAUUGCUUAAGUCUAGGACGAGGUGAUAUUUUCCAUAAAACCUAUCACAGUCACAAGAAACAUAUGACACUAAUAAUGAAUAAUGACAUCAUCAUUUAUCCUCUGUAUCCCGUAAAAUUCUUCUUUGUCACCUCUGUUUCUUGGUAAUCUUUAUAGUGAACGAUGUCCUCUGGGCUUAUGUACUUCCCUGUCCUGGCAUCAGCUCCUGAGGUUAAGAAUGAUUUAGUUGUCUAUUUCUUAACAAGCACAUGACUCUCUGGGAGAAAAUUAAAUCCUUUGAGAAACAUUAUCUCUUUGAAACCAAUAUAGUGAUUUGAAGCUUAGCUAUUCAGAACUUACCUACUAGACACAAUAGUCUGGAGUCUGAAAGGGCUGAAGAAGGCAAUGUAGAAGUCUACAGUGGCUCAGCCUUGCAACCAUAACAUGGCAGGUUCUGCUAAAUAUGAUAGCUGUAUUCUGAGGGAAGGCAUGUCCUGCAAACAUCUUAGGGCCAAAAUGAAGCACUGUGUCUGCAUAUAACAUUCAUGUGAGCUAAACCACAGUGACCCAAAGUUAUUGUCUAUUUGCUUAUUCUUGCUAUGUAGGAACCAAUGUUAGCUGACCCAUGUCUAUUCACUUUAACACAGAAGAAGAACAAGAGAUCUGUUGGCAUCUGGAAUAAUGAACAGUUAACAGGUGGAGGUCCCAUGUUCCAUUUUAUCUCCCUAGAGUUUUAUAUCAUAUGGAAUAUUCUUAUGUUAACUGCAUUUUCCUGAAGGCAGAAAGAGCCUGUGACUGAUCUGUGUAUAGAUAGUUUAUUUGGGAAGCAGAAGAAAGAUGUCGUAAAGGUGCUAGUUAGCAGGUGAUGUAAUGAAGCAUCAGGGGUUCAACUGGGACCACCUGAGAGGACCUCCAGGCAUUUUCUGUUGAAAGAGUAUGAGGCAGGACUGGUUGACUGACUGGCUUCUACUUUGGAGAUGCUGCACUGCAAUUCUGAGCUACAUUGGAUUCAGCACAUUUACUUGGUCAGAGAAGCCCCAAUGUAGUCAAAAUAAGUUGAGUCUGAGCUUGCAUGGAUUUGCUGAGUCCUCUGAACUGUUGUUGAGCAAGGGGAUAUGAUGUGGAGCAUCAAGGACAUGCAGCACAUUGUGCUCUUGGCACCACUUAGAUCUGCUCCUAUUUCACUUAGCCAAAGCCUACCAUCUUCAAAGUGGCUAGCCACCAAAGACAGAUUAAAUUUGACCUGAACUGCCUUCCAUAUACAUUUUAAGAGAGGCCUAAGGGUUUCUCCACACAUGGUGGACUAUAGAAUUGUUAUCUGCUUUAUGACCUGCUCUUACAAUGUUUAAUAGAGUUCAGCCAAUCAUUAAGUGGCCAAAUGAUGAUGUUCAAAUAAGACAGGUGCAAGUUGUACCCAGUCAGACUCCAUAACCCUUGUUUUCUGCAUGUAGCUUUCUUUUCUUUGGCUACAAAUAUAACCCACUAUGAGGUGGGGUGUAGGAUUCUGCACAUUUUGAGGUGCAGAUUGCUGUCCAACUCUGGAAUUGCAAAUAAAACUAAGUGCUGCAAAAUUAUAUUUGUUGUAAUUUUAUAACAGCUCAUAUAAGGAGAUAAAGGGGCUAAAGAGAAGCUGAUGACUCCCAAGAUUCCUUGAGAAACACAGAAGAGGCUCCUCUGAGCCCCUGGAGGUCCUCUACCUUCCUCCUGGAGUCAGAGGGCUGGUGGAGGUGUUUCUUCUUGGCAGGACUCAGCUGUUUACACUGAGUACUUGAUCUUCUUUUGGCUUUCACUGUUCUGACUUUUGAGUCUGGGUCCCAUUUGCAUCAUGAAGAGACUCUUUUACCAUUGGAAGUCCCAACAGAAACUGGAGUGGUUUCAAGAUUGCAUUGGGUUCAAUAUGAAAUUGGAUUGGAUCCAAUUGGAGGUCUCAGAUAUCUAACUGGAUAAGACAAACUGGCAGUAAGUAAAACUUACUGUUGCAGGAGAUGAAAACCAUGGCUUUCAGAAUUAGCAGGCACUUAGUGCUCUAGUCUCUUUUAUUUACUUACACACUUAGGUGUAAGACAAACUUUUGAACACCUGACAAAUCAAGAAUGUGAAAUCAGAACUAUAAGAUCUGCAUCUGUCUGUCUGGGCUGUGUACCUUCAUAAAUGGGACAUGUAAGUUGGCAUAUUAAUAUACCCAGAAGGACUCUAUUCAGCUGACUUAAUAAAAUAAAACUUAAAUGUUUGAUUGUAGUUAUUAAAAACAAACUUCUAAAUAAAAUCUGGAUGUAUUACUUCAACCACC